UGAAUUAAGACUUAAUCAAGGAGAUAACCCAUUCCAACAGUAUUACUACCCUUGUUAUUCAGAACAAAAAGGAAAAAAGAAAAAAAACCCCAAUGGCUACCACAGCAGCAAAUACUCAGAGACAAGCAAUAGGCUGUGAGGAAUACAGUCUGUACAGUAGCUUAAGUGAAGAUGAGCUUAUAAAGAUGGCCAUCCAACGGAGUUUGGAAGAUGACCCUGUGGGUCAGCCAGCUGCCCAGAGCCUCCAGAAAUCCAUGGUGGCAGGCCCCAGUGAGGUGGCCACCCCGAGCCACGCCGGUAGCCACAACCCACCCUACCACCUCUACCCUUGGCAAAGAUUGGCAGCACAGCCACGAGGCCGUACUCAGCCAUCCGGCUCGGGGGCAGCCUGGGGGGUCAGGCGAAGGUUCGACAGCAGCCUGGUCAGCACAUCCCAGCCUGUAGAACUUGACCCUGUAGUGGCAGCGAUCAAGGAUGGAGAUGAAAAAGCAGUAUGCAACAUGAUGAAAUCAGGAAAAGACCUUUCUGAACCCAAUAAGGACGGCUGGAUACCCCUCCAUGAAGCUGCAUACUAUGGCCAAGUGGGUUGUCUGAGCCUGUUGCAAAAAGCAUACCCUGGCACGAUCGACCAGCGCACCCUCAACGAGGAGACAGCUCUCUACCUAGCCACGAGCCGAGGCAACUUGGACUGCUUGCUCACGCUGCUGCAGGCUGGAGCCGAGCCCGACAUCUCCAACAAGGCCAGGGAAACACCACUCUACAAAGCUUGUGAGCGCAAGAAUGCAGAGGCUGCAAGACUCCUGGUACAGUACAAUGCCGAUACCAACCAUCGUUGCAGUCGAGGAUGGACCGCUCUCCAUGAGGCUGUUUCCCGAAAUGACCUGGAGAUUAUUGAUAUCCUUGUGAAAGGAGGUGCAAAGAUUGAGUCUGCAAAUGCUUAUGGGAUCACUUCUUUAUUUGUGGCAGCUGAGAGUGGGCAGUUGGAAGCUUUGAGAUACCUCGCAAAAUGUGGUGCUGAUAUAAAUACUCAAGCCAGCGAUAAUGCCUCUGCUCUUUAUGAAGCCUGUAAAAAUGGACACAUACCUAUUGUUGAGUUUCUCUUGUCCCACGGAGCAGAUGCUAACAAAGCCAAUAAGGAUGGCCUGUUACCUCUUCACAUAGCAGCCAAAAAGGGGAUCUGCGAGAUUGUCUCCAUGCUGAUCCCGGUGACCAGCCGCACCCGUGUCAAGCGCAGCGGCAUCAGCCCCCUGCACUUAGCGGCUGAACGCAACAACGAUGACAUCCUGGAAGAGCUGAUCGAUGCCGGCUACGACGUCAACACCACCCUCUCCAACGAACGGUCCUGCCUUUACGAGGACAGACGCACCACUCCCCUCUAUUUUGCUGUUUUUAACAACAACAUCUAUGCCACGGAGCUCCUGCUGCAAGCUGGAGCCAACCCCAAUGUUGACCUCAUUAACCCAUUGCUCAUCUCCAUCCGCCAUGGCUGCCUGAAGACCAUGAAACUGCUCCUCGACCACGGUGCAAACAUCAAUGCCUAUAUAUCAAGCCAUCCCACUGCGUUUCCAGCUACCAUUAUGUUUUCGAUGAAGUACCUUUCUGUGCUGAAGUAUCUCCUGGAUCUGGGUUGUGAUGCAAGAUCCUGUUUUGAGUGUCAGUACGGAAACGGCCCACACCCUGCAUUAAAUUACAGACGGGACAGACUUAAUGAUCCUCAACUCUCCAAGGAGCCAACUGUAGUACAGUUUUGUGAAAUGGUGUCUACUCCAGAGAUGAGUCGCUGGGCUGGGCCUAUCAUUGAUGUUCUCCUGGAUUACGUGGGUAACGUGCAGCUCUGUUCCCGGCUCAAGGAGCAUAUUGACAGCUAUGAGGACUGGUCUGUCAUUAAAGAAAAAGCAGAGCCCCCACGACCUCUUUCCCAUCUUUGCCGUGUCAAGGUCCGAAGCCUGGUUGGAAGAAACCGCAUUAAACUUCUUGACACCCUGCCUCUCCCCGAUAGACUGAUUCGGUACUUGCAGCAUGAUUACACACAGUGAGCCCAGGCAUACCAGACACACAGCGGCUUCCCAGCAUGGCACCCAGCAUUGUCAGCAUGGCAAGGGCACACAGCAUGCAAGAUGGGGAGGAAUUGCUGCUGGCUUGGUCAAGCACCCUCCAAUGACUAAUCUAAGAGAAAUAUGCUUCUGAAACAUGGACAAGAAGAAAACAGAGGAGACAGAGAGCCAAACAUAUGACUGUUGUUAAGUUUUCCAAGAGAAAACACGUGAUUCACCUCAGAGCUUGUUCUGCAAAGAGCAAGAAAUGGAAGUCAACACUGAAAAAUGAGUAGUGCUGAAGCAAGUAUCAGUGAGGAAUUCAAAAGUAUCCUGAGGCUGUCGUGGAGCUUAGCAUCCUUGCUGUGAUCACAAUUCAGACAUUUUCAAGAGUCAACAUAUUUUGGAAAACAAUCACAUUGCCAUCACUGAUAGAUUUUUAUUUUAGUUUAUAUUCUACUGUUUGGAUUUCUACUAAGUGUGCCGGUUGCUAAUUCUCUGAUACUUUGACACCAUCUUGCUAACACUUUUACUUUCAUUUUUUGGACCUUUCUUAUUGAGUACUUGAUUUCUGAACAUUCAAAUCUCAUAAUUUUUUGAUAGACUAAAAUGCAGUAAUGCUAUUCCUUUAAAAGUCAAGGGGAGUUUUAUCUAAAAGGGAUGUAAGAAUUGUAUUUGCACACAGUGAAUACAUUCACUUUUGUAUUACGCUUGCAAUAAGAAGUAGGUUAAAUUCGGCUCGAGAGAAUUUCCUCAACCAGGGAUUGAAAGCAACUCUGAGAUUUUUUAAUAUUUCUUUUUUUGGUGUGUGUAUAUAUUAGAAGUAGCUGCACUGUAAACAGUAGCUUUACUCUGUCAUGAAGCUGGUGUCAGAACAGAACAAAGGCCUAGAGGAGCAGGAAUAAAAAAUGAUGUGAAGGAGAAGGAUGAGGUAUACAGGGAGAGGCAACACUGCUAAACCAACUUUAUCUGUUCCUCCCCUAGAAAGACAUUUUCCCUAUAAAAUCCAGCCUCUCUUAUUUCUUUGUCUCUGUGGCUCUAACAAUACCAUCACUGGAAGAAAAGAAAGAUUCUUUCAAAAUUAUCAAAGUCAGACUUUGAGAUGUAUGAAAAUGAAUACUCAGAGUUAGGCUUCCAAAUCUUUAUUCAGGUGCCUAAACAAUGCCCAGUUGCUUGCACCAGGUAUAGUUCCACUUAACCCAAUGGGGCCACAUUUGUUGUUAGAUACUACUGAGGCAGAAUAAAAGUCUUAGGAUUUAGCCCUGAGUUUCCUGAAUUCAGAAAUUUGAAGUAUCUAUUAGUUCCUUUUGACACUGAUGAAAGUUAUCUCAGCUUCUUUGAAAAUUAGGUCACCUAUUUACAGCUCAGAUCUACAACUGAUUCAUGGCAGCUUAACGAGUUACCAUCCAUCAGCUGAACCGCUAUAAUUGUCCGUGAAAUUCUUUUACUGAAGUUUUUAACAAGUCACAUUCCCUCACAGCUGGGGAGGCCAAGGAGCCCAUCAAUGUUUAGUGGCAGUGACUACAGCUCAGUUGGCAGGUGUGACUUGCUGAACCACUGAUUUGAUGAGUGUCUCAUUCCCAACUAGGCACCUAAGUAAGGAUGCAAGACCCCAAAUUUGGAAUGCAUCUUCUUAUGCUAGAAACACACUCACUCUUACCUCAGGUGACAAAGGAGUUGUGCCUCAUGGUUUGUUUGGAUUCCCCACCAGAGACCUGACAGAUCUGGUUUUGUUUGUUGGCACUCAUGAAACAAGAUAGAAAUGUAAGCAGGCAAAAUGUAUUGUACCGAGUUUUCUUUGUGUGGCAUUUUAUACCUUAACACAGGACUAAAAGUGUGUUGCACACAUACAAGACUGUCUGGGCACACAAGUACAGAUUCUGAGAUGGUUUUGUGUGAAAUGUGCUCAGUAUUUGUGGGACAGGGAUGUAAGCAGAUGAAGAAUUGGUUACAGACACAGGCACUCUGUCUACAGAUGUCCCCUUGCCAAAGGCAAAAGUUGGAGAAACCAACAGUUUCAUUUCACACUGAACAGUGAUCUUCUUGCAAAGCUUUGGAGAGGACAGAGAGAUUCCUCCACCACUGAAAAUUCAUCCAGUGACUUCCAUUACUAACCAUUUAGGAUCUAGCUCUUUAUCUCCUGCAGCAUGAACAAGGAAUUUCUUCAGGUUGGAAAAAUACUUGAUGGAGGGAAAGGGAUGGGAAACAGGAAAACUUUAGAUCAGUUUUGCCAGUGAAAGCCCUGCCUUGGUAAGCAAUAGUUUGAGAGAUAGAAAACCACCUGUGGAGUUCAUGCGUCUCUCACUUUACAGGGCUGAGCAGUGAAGGUCUGGGUCUUACUCAUAUUGAUAUAGAUCAGAAGAAAAUUCCUUUAAAUUAAAUGAGUGUAACAGAGCAGUCAUAGAGGAUGAUUGAUACUGACACGGGCUGUGUGGUAUGCAAUGACAACCCUGGUGACCGCUGGCUGACAGAAGGAUUCACAAUCACCAACUGCACGUAUAACUACAAGGGUGGGAUUUCAUAAGCUAUCCCAAACAGGGAAUUUCUCCUGAGCCAACAUUUUUUCAUACGCAAAAGUCUUGCAAGUUACAAUUUCUUUCAUGUCCUUGGAGAAGUUUAAACUGGGUUUGAGUGGAGAAAAUAUGGCAAGACUAUUUCUUCUUUCAACCAAGAGACCUUCAUCUGUACUGGGAGACCCAUGUCCUGGUUGCUCUCCACUAUCUAUCCUGAGUGGGAGAGUCACUGAGCUGAAGAGCACUGGUCUGAUGGGAACAUACUGCAACUGGAAGAAGGAUAAGGGCACACUGUGCACAGAAACUGAGGAAAGAAGACUCUACUAGAGGGCGAAUCUGGUAAUUACAAUGUUAUUAAGUCCUUUCUGCUUGAUCCUUACAACAAAUCUUCACACUCAUGGUUUACAUUUAUUUGCACUGAAAUGAAGCCCACUACCUCCCCACUCCAGUCAUUGACACAGUAUUUUGUGCACAAUACUGAAUCUGCACAAAUUCAAUGUGCAUUUAAUGCGUCCAUCGAGAAGUUACUAUGAAAAGACAGAUACUCCAAAACCCAAACAAACCAGGCUUUGUAAGCAGAUCAGUAGUUCUAGUGCAAGGUAAAGUGGCUUGUUUUUACUGAGUGUGAUAGAUAGACUCCUUAAGAGAUGAUGGCUGUAUGUGAAAUGUUCUAGGAAUAUUUCAUGACCAGGUUACUGUACUUUUUUUUUUUACUGCAACAUGUGCAAUUCACAUGAUGUUCUUGUGCACUUUUUUGAUUUUCUAUUUCAUUUUGUAUGAAAGCUUUUUCACUUACCUCUCCCUUCCCAUUAUUUAUAAAAGCUAUUUUGGUUUUAACAGUUUAAUUUUGCAUUGUUGUAAUAAAUAGCGGCUCUUGAAUGUUAUGUUUCCAUCUUUCAAACAAAGUAUGAAUAAGCAAGUAGAUUCUGAAGAGCUAUCAGCUGUCCAGAAUACCAACAACCAAACACAUAAGAUAGCCAGGAAAAGUCUGAAUCAAUCCAAGCUUGAACAAUUAAUAAUUUUGAUGUUAAUCUCAGGGGUGGGAGAACGGUAAGUAAUGCUAGAGAGGAGACAGAGUUUCUAUUCUUUGAAAAUCUUUUGGGAAGUCUCACACACCCCCAUUCAGUGAUUUUGAAUAUACUUAACCAUUGUCUUCUGUUCAUUUAUGGUUUACUUCACUGCUGCUCCAGUUCAGAGCCCUAGCAAGGCCCACUGCCUGCCCUGUGCUGGGGAGGGAAUUUCCUUGUCACAAAGGAUUUCAAGGAUUUUUAAAAAUAACAUCAGUUUAAAUCUUAGGGUAAGUGCAUAAAUAUCUGUCUGGUUCAAUCCUGCAUUGUAACUUAAAAACAUUCUAUUCUACUACAUGGAAAAUGCACAGCAACUUGUAUUCAAUUAAGAAACAAUUUAAAAGAAGAAGACAAAGAACUUAAU
Colius striatus (speckled mousebird) is the source of this 5977-nucleotide messenger RNA. RefSeq names its product ankyrin repeat and SOCS box containing 2 (gene ASB2). Gene Ontology annotation, molecular function: protein binding. The coding region runs from base 93 to 2036 and encodes 647 amino acids. Lineage: Eukaryota; Metazoa; Chordata; Aves; Coliiformes; Coliidae. The transcript has 10 exons. Gene Ontology annotation, biological process: intracellular signal transduction. The record is from RefSeq and is a predicted model, not a curated record.